Molecule: messenger RNA, 1986 nt
Organism: Cyprinodon variegatus (sheepshead minnow)
Lineage: Eukaryota; Metazoa; Chordata; Actinopteri; Cyprinodontiformes; Cyprinodontidae
Exons: 3
Coding region: 32-1738 (568 amino acids)
Source: RefSeq, a predicted model, not a curated record
CUCUGGCUGUGCUGCACACAGCAAUACAGACAUGAUGAUGCUCUCUGGACUUUGUGCGAUUAUUGCUCUGCUUUCUUCGGUCAAAGAGUUGAGGGCAGAUUGGAAAGCCGAGAAAGUACGACAGAGUUCCAGUACAGGAGACAGGGACAAUGGACAUAAAUCCAUCCACCAGACCAUAGUUCUCUUAGAGGACGACCUGGCUGUGAUUGAAGCAGGCACCUAUCUAUUUGAGAGGAAUCCAAAUUCCUCCACUCUGGUAAAGACCCACCAUGGGGCAUUGCAUAUCUUGAGAGGAGGCAACUUGAUUCCUUCCAAAAGUGAUGAUAUCGUCCUUGUUGGCCACGGUAAAGAGCUGUCCACAGGAGAUCUGAGCCUGGCCGGUUACAGUGCAGAAGAAGUUGCCACAUAUGUGUCCAGCCUGAAGACUAAAUUCCUCAUCGAUCCCAGUGGCACCAUCAGUCUAAUCAGCUGCAACCUUGGAAGUAACCUGAACUACACCCUGAAGCUGCUCCAAGCUCUCCGUUCUUUAAAUGUGAAAGCAAAACUACGCCUGUACAACACACCCCUCUCAGUUAACACCAAUGGACAGAUACUGAUUGGACGGGAUGGUGUGUGGACAACCCAUGACUACAGCAGUAGCGUCAUUGCUGAACUCAGUCCAAAAGGUGGCCUGCUGACCAGGAAACUCUUUGGUUGUGCAGGUUCAGUGUAUCGCAAUUAUGAAGGGAAUAUUCUGUAUUCUCAGAGUCUAGAGUGGCCAAGACAUCCUCAAAUGUUUGUUCCCAUGGAGCUGCGCAAAAAGUACCCUUCUAUAGACUGCUUGGAGGGGCUCACUUGGAGCUUAUUUUUUGAGGAAAAUGAAAAAAGAAGAGCUCCUGAUUACAUCCCCAGCAAUGAUUACCAGACAGCAGUUUGGCUUGAAGUGACCGAAGAGACCAGCAUAAACCUUAAACGCAUCUCCAACAUCCAGGACCUACUAGUGGAGAUUCGCUACUGUGCCAGAGAGGAAGUGACCUCAGACCUGUAUUACGUUCUAAAUGAUUGUAUCUAUAAAGUUCAUGGGAAAAAUCUGAGUGUUAGUCUGGUGGGCAAGUUCAUGAAAACCAGCAGUGAGGCUGAAAUCGAACUUUUCCGUCAGACAUUCAGUGACCAGCAGGCAGAAUCUUCCCUGCAGGAGUUGCAACAAGGUCUCAAAGCAUCGAAGUUCAACGACUUUUGCCGCCAAACGUUUCAGUUCCAACAAUGUACCUACAACUGUGAAAGGUGGGGGCGUUACUUUAUGGCUGCAGUCUUUUCAGCUUCAGUACGGAACUUCAGAACCUUCUCACUUUUUCUCAUGAGUGUUAUUGGCUGUGAAGUAGGUCGUUCUCGAGGGAGUGACAGCCCUCUGUGCACAGCCUUUGUGGGCGAGAAUCACCCUAUGAUCACAGAGCAACCCUGGCCUGAACAUGUCAAACGGGGAUUCUACGGCUGCACUGUUGACGACUAUCAGAUGGCACCGCAGCAAAGACAGAUCUGGUUGGACCAAGUCAUCGCAAAAGAAAAUUCUUUGUACAUCAAAUCCAAGCAAAUGAUGGAUGCGAUUAGACACAACGACCAAACUGAGCUUGAGAUUUUUGGGAAGAUUAAAGUCAUGAACAAGUAUGUGUUCUCGUCUUAUCUGGAAUAUUUUCGGGGUACACCAGAAGGCAAGAAACUCAAGAGAGGAUGCACUCCAACAUCGUUCUAUGACAACUGAAGUACACCCCUCUGAUUUAAAGGAAAAGUCCAGUCAGCAAGGAAUAAUCAAUGGAUCGUUCGCAGUGAUUUAAUGAAUUUUGCCUUAAUUAAAAAAGUAAUAAUUUUCGUUGAGAUAAUUGAGUCUGGUAGCGGCCAUUUUUGCCCAAAUAUAGUAACCCCUCCCUCCUGCCAUCUUCCGGCAGUGACGUCACGGUGCAGUAAGCCUAGCGCCAUUCUCCCCGCUUUACAAGCAAAAUCAAUGGGAAC